Messenger RNA from Fragaria vesca subsp. vesca, 1177 nucleotides. Its product is annotated as ribonuclease D-like. NCBI's taxonomy places the organism in Eukaryota, Viridiplantae, Streptophyta, Magnoliopsida, Rosales, Rosaceae. The transcript is spliced from 10 exons. The record is from RefSeq and is a predicted model, not a curated record. Gene Ontology annotation, molecular function: 3'-5' exonuclease activity; RNA binding. Gene Ontology annotation, biological process: nucleobase-containing compound metabolic process. The coding region runs from base 85 to 1101 and encodes 338 amino acids.
UGUUUGCAUAAAAAGUGAAAAAAGAAAAAUGAAGUGAAAGGUUUUGGUUUGCAGUCGUUCAGAGGGCGUGGAUGGUCCGAUCACAUGGCUUCUUUACCUUCUCCCUACCUUCCUCUUUCGCCGGACCCAGGUGAAAGGCCACUAAUACAUGAAGCCCAGUUUCCAUGGGUGCCUAUUCAGAUAGUGACGCAUGCGUCUCAGCUUCCUGCUGAGUUUCUGGAGCCUUGUGCUGAAAGGCCCUUGGUGAUUGGGUUUGACUGCGAGGGUGUCGACCUGUGUCGAAAUGGAACUCUCUGUAUCAUGCAGCUUGCAUUUCCAGAUGCUAUAUAUCUGGUGGAUGCCAUUGAGGGAGGGAAGAUGCUAAUACAAGCCUGUAAGCCUGCACUGGAGUCUAGCCAUGUCACAAAAGUUAUUCACGACUGCAAGCGAGACAGUGAGGCCUUGUAUUUUCAGUUCGGCAUCAAGUUGAACAAUGUUGUAGAUACCCAGAUUGCUUAUGCGCUGAUAGAAGAGCAAGAAGGUCGGAAGAGAUUACCAGAUGAUUAUAUAUCGUUCGUUGGCCUCCUCGCUGAUCCACGUUAUUGUGGAGUACCUUAUCUCGAGAAGGAAGAAGUCCGGUUUCUUCUUAGGCAGGACCCCAACUUUUGGACGUACAGACCUUUAUCUGAACAGAUGGUUCGUGCGGCUGCAGAUGAUGUCCGCUUUCUUCCAUACAUCUAUAACAGGAUGAUGGGGAAAUUGAAUCAACAGUCAUUAUGGUAUCUUGCAGUUCGUGGUGCACUUUAUUGUCGAUGUUUUUGCAUCACCAAUAAUGAUUUUUCUGACUGGCCACCUCUCCCUACCAUUCCAGAUGACCUACUAGUGGAUGGCAGUGCGCCUGAGGAAGAAAUCCUUUCGGUUCUUGAUGUUCCCCCAGGAAAAAUGGGACGUGUAAUUGGGAAAAGAGGGGCUUCCAUUCUGUCAAUAAAAGAAUCUUGCGAUGCCGAAAUUCUCAUGGGAGGUGAUAAGGGCCCACCAGACAAGGUGUUCAUCAUAGGACCAGUGAAGCAGGUGAGGAAAGCAGAAGCCAUGUUAAGGGGAAGGAUGCUGGACAUGUACUAAGAAAAACAUACAAUCUAUUGUCCGAUCAACCUUUUCCUAAAAAUAAAUAAUAAAAAGAUUUGAGGAUUUGAGAUGA